Messenger RNA from Pseudomyrmex gracilis, 4366 nucleotides. It is a transcript of the gene alpha-Man-Ia, whose product is annotated as mannosyl-oligosaccharide alpha-1,2-mannosidase IA. Lineage: Eukaryota; Metazoa; Arthropoda; Insecta; Hymenoptera; Formicidae. Bases 1 to 1212 code for a protein of 403 amino acids. Gene Ontology annotation, molecular function: mannosyl-oligosaccharide 1,2-alpha-mannosidase activity; calcium ion binding. Gene Ontology annotation, cellular component: Golgi membrane; endoplasmic reticulum. The transcript is spliced from 7 exons. Gene Ontology annotation, biological process: N-glycan processing; carbohydrate metabolic process. The record is from RefSeq and is a predicted model, not a curated record.
AUGAUAGCGGCUUUGCGCAAUCCUUUGUGCAAUAAUGGAGAAGCAUUGAACGGGCUUCUACCCGGACAAAAUUCCGAAAUAUCGCUGUUCGAGACGAAUAUUCGUUUCAUGGGAAGCCUGCUUGCCUGUUACGCUCUCACGGGGGACGUGAUGUUCCGGGAUAAGGCGGCGCAGCUUGGCGAACGGAUGCUGCCUGCCUUCCAGACGGAAACCGGAAUUCCUCAUUCCCUCAUCAACCUCCAUACCGGGGCCAGCAAGAAUUACGGCUGGGCGAGCAGCGGCUGCAGUAUCUUAUCCGAAAUCGGAACGAUGCAUCUUGAGUUUACUUACCUGAGCGAUAUAACGAAUAAUCCAGUGUUCAAGAGCAAAGUCGAGAACGUGAGGAAGGUCCUGAAGAGCUUGGAAAAGCCGAAGGGUCUAUAUCCAAAUUAUAUCCACCCGAGGACGGGGAAAUGGGGUCAACAUCACAUGUCGCUCGGCGGACUCGGCGACAGCUUCUACGAAUAUCUGCUGAAGGCCUGGAUUCAGUCGGGCAAGGAUGACGUUGAGGCGCGCGAAAUGUACGACGAGGCGAUCGCCGCUAUAACCGAGCACAUGAUCAAGACCUCGCCUGGCAAACUCAUAUACGUGUCGGAUUUAAAAUACGACAGGCUUGAACACAAAAUGGGUCACUUGGCCUGCUUUGCCGGCGGCAUGUUCGCUCUGGGCGCCAAAACUCAGGAAAACGAAUUGUCUGACAAAUACAUGAGAAUCGCCGCCGGUCUGACGAACACUUGUCACGAAUCCUACGACCGAAGCGCCACGAAACUCGGCCCGGAAGCUUUCCACUUCAUCGAGGGCAACGAGGCCAGAAGCCUGAAGAACGGCGAGAAAUAUUACAUUCUACGACCGGAGACGUUCGAGUCGUACUUCGUGAUGUGGCGGCUGACAAAGGAUCCGAAGUAUCGCGAGUGGGGUUGGGAAGCGGUUCAAGCGCUGGAGAAACAUUGCCGGGUCCCCGGUGGAUUCACGGGACUUAACAAUGUUUACCAGGUCGACUCGGCGAAAGACGACGUCCAACAAAGUUACUUCUUCGCCGAGACACUGAAGUAUCUCUACUUGCUCUUCAGCGAGGACGAUCUCAUAAGUCUGGACGAAUGGGUGUUCAACUCCGAGGCUCACGUGCUUCCGAUCAGAGGCAAUCCGUUCUAUCGUCCGGCGCCGGCCUUAUAAGUCGCGCGGCCAUGUGUCAGUUCGGACGAUACCGAUGCAAUUCUCGUUCGGCAGUGAUGAAAACGAAAACAAAAACUGUAGCGAUACACUGUGAAUCAGGGUUACGCAGUGACUAAUGAGAUUUCUUCGCAAUCAGCAAUCUUUCGCGUCAAUUGCUUUCUUUUUACGUAAAAAUAUCAUCACACUUACACACUUACGCAGGGAAAAAAAUGAACGCGAUGAUGAUGAUGAUGAUAACAAACAACAAGUGCUACACAAAUGCGUCUAGUUUUAUUUUUCACAUUUAAUUGCGUUCUCUUUCAACCGCGUCACGUCGAAGCGACUUUUCUGACUUCGUACAGUUAAACUGUACAUGAGACAACACAAAAGCGAUUUGUUUAUAUUUCAAAUACUCUGUGACCACAAUAAUAUUAAUUUUGACUCAUUGUGUAACAUAAUAGAAAAAUUGCGAGUUAAUUGACGAAGGAGAAUUAGUCUGUCCUUCGCAUUACAUUCGAUCGCGUGUAGCGCGAGCGAGACACAUAUAUUAAAUUAAAAUAAUUAUUUUAGGUAAAAGAGAGAAAGUGAGAGAGACAGAGAGAGAGAGAAAGAGCGAGAGAGAAAGAACGCGAGGAGAGAGUGAGAGUGAGUUAAGCGCGGUAUGAAAAUGUUAAUGAACGUUAUUUAAGCGACACCGUUUGUAAAUAGUAAAACAAAGAACACAAUAAAGAGAGAAUGAGAGAAAAUAUAUAUAAAUGAGAGAACGAGAGAAAUGUUACAUAAAAAUAUAGGGAGAAAAAACGUUUGCGAGUGUGAAUGCUUUGUUCCGUUUCCUUUUCCAGCCGCGACGCCGCGGUUCACCGAGCAUUUACAAAAUCCGCAUCAAAUAACGUUGUAGCUUUAACGUCCCUUAACAUCGCGUUAACAUUUUCUAAAUCUUGAGCUUAUAAAGUUGCGUUUGAAAUCUUUUUUUUUUUUUCCGUUGAUGUGUUUUUCUCCGAAACGCGCAUAAAAUCUGCCAGAAACACUCAAGACUGGAGAUUUUAUCACAUAUGUAUUUUUCGGAAAAAGAAAUUUAAUGUUUUAAUUUUAAAAUUAGACUAAAAAAAAAAAAAAAAAACAAUUAACUUAGAUUAAUCGACGCAAAAUUGUUAAGACAUUGUCCUUUUCCAGGUGUAUUUAACGAAUGUUUACGUCACUGUUUUGUAAGCGAUUUUUUACGAGAUUCAUUGCGUGCGAAUUCAGUGAAUUGUCGUUGUCAAUUGACUAACUGUGUGAAUUACUUUUAUACGGCUGAUUAUAUAAGAACUAGUUUUUCGCACUGAUCAUGUACACAUUGUGUUCCGUGACGCCUAAAGCCUCGAAAAUAAAACUGUCAGUCAAUCAAAAACAAAACAAAAAAAAAAUAAAAAAUGAAAAGAAAGAAAAAUAGCGAUAAACCUUUAGAGAGCUGGAAAACUGUCGAACCACCGUUUGAAAAAAAAAAAAAAAAAAAAAAAAAACCCCGCCCAUCCUGUUUUGUACCGCUAGCGUUUCACACGCGCCCUUUUCCCCGAUUUUUAUCGACGUCCUUCGAAAAGAUUUUGACUAUAUCCAGCAAUUGGGGGCUAUAUACGUCGGUCUCCAAUCUCUGUCCCCUUUCCCGCACACAAUCCUCCGAAAUUGUUAACGAAAAAGAAAAAGAGGAAAGUACGUGGAAACCACAACUGUUAUUCUCACAAUUGUGGCGAGAGGUGUGCGUGCUUUUUUGUAUGGCGAACAAAUCGAAAUAGAAAUGUCGACAAAGAGUUUUUCGCGGUUCGCGAAAAGAGAGAGAGAGAGAGAGAGAAAGAAGAGAGAGACAGCUCGCGCGAUCCGAAUGCGGCCGCUCGUUUGCGCCGAAAACGAGACGGCGUUGGUGAAUCGUCGUUGCGCGGAAUCACUCGCGCGAGUGAGCGUCGCUGUAGUUGUUAAAGCAAUUAGGGUAAACAGACGCCGCCGAAUUAAAAAAGCUCUAGCGGAGUCUUCAACGCGAAAGGGGAAGAGGGAGUUAGAUGUGUGUUGUAUAUAUAAAAAAAAGAAUUUUCACAGAGAAGAAAGUCAUAUUCUGUACGAGGAGUGCGAGAUUGCGGAGAGUAGAGUGAAAUUUUAGAAGAAAUAUAUCAUAUAUACAUAUAAACUUGUAUAGCGCUUGUAUUUGAAACUGUAAAGAAAAUUGAUUACGAAUGAAUUCGUCCAAAUCAGAAAUUCCGCAAGAAUUGACGAGAAGCGGUUAUAACAAGGACGCGCGCGUUUUACGCGACGUUUCGGGGGGGGGGGGGGGGUUGAAUUCGCACGGUCGGAAACGCAAUCGCGCGUGAGAGACGAGACGGAAGUCUCACGAUUUCAAUACUCAUGUUUACGUAAUAUCGUUUAGACAGUUGCGCGAAGAAACACAUUUUCUUUCCCCAGGUGAAUUCGACCCAGACGAUGUGUAGUAUCUCUUUUAUCGAACAAUCAACAUCGCACACUCGUCGCUGAUGAGAAACGGCCGGAAAGUUACUUAAUGUAUACAUAGCGCAGUUUCGCUCCCCGCGCGCUCUCUUACGUUCCUUACGGCAAGAUGACGCCUCGAAGACGCCCGUGACGCUUCGAGACGUCGUCUUCGACGCGGGCGCGGGAUAUAGAAGAAGAUAUAUAUAUAUAUAUAUAUAUACAUAUAUAUAUAUACAUAGAGAGAUUUAUAUUAUGAGAUUUACAUGCACGCGCGCGCGCGCGCGCAACGCGAAAGCGCGCGUCGCACUCACAUUUUACGUGAACGAUAAUAGCGACUGUGUGUGCGUUGAUGUUUUUUAACGCGCAAAAUGCGGUCGACAAACAAUCACUUCGUCGUUUUUCGUUUCACGUCACCGUCGGAUCUCCGAGAGGUCCGCGUGUUCUCUUCUACGUAACGUCUUGUGUUGCACGUGAAUGUUGUUGUAUUUCGACGAACGUUUUUUUAAACAUUGUUUAUACUAAAGCGCGUCCCGGAGAAGAGUCGCGCCAUGUCUAUCUCGACGUCAAUCAUCGCGUCUCUCGGGGAAAAAGUAAGUUUCUCCUUCUUGAAUUACAGUUGUUCACACAUCGCGUUGAUAGAUGCUAAGAGACAGAGAUAACUGACAAAUAUAAUUUUUUAUCGCGUAUUAUGUUAUAUAUAAUAAAAAAAAAACAUCAUAUA